ACUGUUUUUCAUACACUACAAAAUCGCAAACGAAAUAGAUUCCUUUCUCUCUCUAAUCUCCAAAGUCCAAAAUCCUCAGUUUCAGAGCUCUUUCAGUGGUUGUAUAUUUGUAUAUAUUGAGGAGGAGGAGGAGGAGAGGGUUAAUGGCGAUCGAGUGGCGGUGAGAUUGGAGCGGAAGAGGGGAAUUUGGUGGAGCGAUCGAAAUGCGGGCCAGGGAAAUGCAUCCGCUCUGCUGUAUAACGCUGGCGAGCGGGGCGAUCGGGGACCAAUCGCCGGAGCCGGCGGAGACGACGGCGAUGUUGCUGCGGACUGGUUCGGCGGUAGUCGGAUCUGAUGCCAAUGCGGGGGGAUCCGAGGCCGUCAGCGUCGCCGGCGUGUUGUAUAAGUGGACCAAUUACCACAAGGGCUGGAGAUCCCGUUGGUUCAACCUCCGCAACGGCGUUCUGUCGUAUUCCAAAACUUGCCACCCUGACCACAUCUCCUUCGCCGCCGACGACGUUAAGCUAAUCGGCCACAUCGCGUCCGACGACUUCGGCCGCCGUAAACACCGCAAAACCAUCCGCAUUGUUCACCUCAAGGUCUCAUCAUUUCGGGAGAGCAGGUCAGAUGAUAGGAGGUUUUACAUAUUUACAGCUACAAAGACUCUUCAUCUAAGGACAAAUUCAAGGAAAGAGAGAGAAGCUUGGAUAGAAGCAUUGGUUUCAACCAGAAAUAUCUUUAUGCUUAGACCAGCCAAUGAUAAUCUCUCCAUUUUACCCAGGAGUGUAUCUGUGUCAACUGAAAAGCUAAAGAAGCGUUUGCUUGAUGAAGGAAUCAGUGAAGGACUAGUUAAGGAUUGUGAGCAGAUAAUGCUUUCUGAAUUUUCAGAAAUCCAAGGUCAACUUCAAUUUCUUUGUGAGGAGCGUUCAAAUUUGUUAGACACUUUACAACAGUUAGAGGCAACCAAUAUUGAAACCGAGGCCUCUGGAGUUCCAGAUGGUGACUACCAAUUGUUAAAGCGUGAAUACCCAAAUUUAGGACGUGGAAAGUACAGUGAGUGGAGCACCACUGAAUCAUCUGAUGAUGUUGAGAAACAAGAGCUAGAGGAAGCAUCAGAUGAAGAGGAAGCUAGAUUUUUUGACACUAACGACUACUUUCCUGAACCUUCUGUCAGCUGUGGGCUUGAAAAACCUACUAAUGAUAUGAUGCAAAAGGGUGCUGAUAAGGACACUUCCAUGUGUCUGCAAGUAGAAAGGCGAAAGAAACUCCCUGAUCCAAUUGAAAAAGAGAAGGGGGUUAGUUUAUGGUCUAUGAUUAAAGAUAAUGUUGGAAAAGAUCUGACACGAGUGUGUCUUCCAGUGUACUUUAAUGAACCGUUAUCAACCCUUCAGAGAAGCUUUGAAGACUUGGAGUACUCCUAUCUUUUAGAUAGGGCAUACAAGCAUGGGAAAGAGGGGAACACUCUACAGAGGAUUUUGAAUGUUGCUGCUUUUGCUGUGUCUGGGUAUGCUUCAAGUGAAGGCCGGCACUGUAAACCUUUCAAUCCUUUGUUGGGAGAAACCUAUGAGGCUGAUUUUCCAGAGAAAGGAAUGCGAUUCUUCUCUGAGAAGGUUAGUCACCACCCAACAGUUAUUGCCUGUCAUUGUGAAGGUAGAGGUUGGAAAUUCUGGGGUGAUAGUAACCUUAAAUCCAAAUUUUGGGGGAGAUCUAUUCAACUUGAUCCUGUUGGAACACUAACUUUAGAAUUUGAUGAUGGGGAGAUUUUUCAGUGGAGCAAGGUCACAACUAGUAUAUAUAACCUUAUCCUUGGCAAGAUAUACUGUGAUCACCAUGGGAUAAUGGAUAUACGUGGUAAUCGCCAAUACUCAUGCAAAUUGAAAUUCAAAGAGCAAUCUCUUCUUGAUCGCAACCCUCACCAGGUUCAUGGAUUUGUUGAAGAUGUUACGGGCACUAAAGUAGCUACGCUAUUUGGCAAGUGGGACGAGAGCAUAUAUUACUUGAAUGGAGAAUGGAAUAGCAAGCCAAAAGAUUUAUCUGAUGCAUCAUUGUUGUGGAAAAGCAAUAAGCCUCCACAGAACCUCACUCGAUACAACAUGUCUUCGUUUGCAAUUACACUGAAUGAGUUAACUCCAGGACUGAAGGAGAAGCUCCCACCUACCGACUCAAGACUUAGACCAGAUCAGCGUUCUCUGGAGAACGGGGAAUACGAUAAAGCAAAUGCAGAGAAACUGCGACUGGAGAUGCGGCAGAGAAUGUCCAGGAAAUUACAAGAAAAUGGAUGGAAGCCAAGAUGGUUCGAAAGAGAAGGUGAAGAUGGGACUUUCCGCUAUGUAGGUGGAUACUGGGAAACACGGGAGAAUGGGAAAUGGGAUGGAUGCCCAAAUAUAUUCGGUCAAGUUGAUCAAACUCUCAUCAAUUCUUUCGAAGGAUCCUGACUUUAAACGAGCUCUAGCAGCCCAGCCCUGAACCUCUUUUUCAUCCCUGCCUGCAUUCCAGCCAAAAGUUAGAGAUUAUAUGCUUUGCACAUUUCCCAGAUCCUCAUCCAACUAAUACAAGGAAUCAACACAGCCACACAGCAUGCUGUGACAACGCAUAAACUGUUGUCGAAUUUUCUGAGUUGCUAGAGAUAGUUGUCCAGGCCGCAGGGUUGACUAAAGUCAAUCGUGAAGAAUGUUUGGAUGGAUGAAUGAAUGAAUGAAUGAAGAAGUAAAUCACUUCUUUGAAUUGGUGGCCAUAAGAAAAGAGUUGUGUUUUACAUACCCCCAGUAUGUAUUCUGGGGUUUAGUUUUGUCAAAUUUAUCUCUUUAUCCUAAUAUUCUUGAUAGCUUUUCAUGUGUUUUCAUUAGGUAAUUUUGUUUUGUGUAUUCUCUUCACCAUUUAAAUAAAUGAAAAUGAAUUAAUUGUACUGA
This is a messenger RNA of Ipomoea nil (Japanese morning glory), 2888 nucleotides long. RefSeq names its product oxysterol-binding protein-related protein 2A. Gene Ontology annotation, molecular function: sterol binding. Gene Ontology annotation, cellular component: cytosol; membrane; intracellular membrane-bounded organelle. The transcript has 11 exons. Bases 204 to 2414 code for a protein of 736 amino acids. The record is from RefSeq and is a predicted model, not a curated record. NCBI's taxonomy places the organism in Eukaryota, Viridiplantae, Streptophyta, Magnoliopsida, Solanales, Convolvulaceae.